Molecule: messenger RNA, 1891 nt
Organism: Scatophagus argus
Lineage: Eukaryota; Metazoa; Chordata; Actinopteri; Scatophagidae
Gene: sgsh
Product: N-sulfoglucosamine sulfohydrolase (sulfamidase)
Exons: 9
Coding region: 175-1746 (523 amino acids)
Biological process (GO): glycosaminoglycan catabolic process; heparan sulfate proteoglycan catabolic process
Molecular function (GO): N-sulfoglucosamine sulfohydrolase activity
Source: RefSeq, a predicted model, not a curated record
CCUCCACUGUCAUGGAAGCUGGCACAUAGCUGAACUUUGCCCAAUUAUUACCGUAAUUAAUUAACUAAUUAUUUUUGAUUUACAUGAAAUGUUGCGAAGCCAAACUUGUAGAAACUUUGAGUCUUCACGUCAGUAGGUGAGAUUGUUGGCCAAUUGCGAAAGGAGCUUAUCAUCAUGCUGUUUGUAUUGUUUCUCCUCAUUUUGGCUUCAUGUUGCAUCGGGGAGUCAAAGAGACGAAAUGUCCUUCUAAUAAUUGCUGAUGAUGCGGGUUUUGAGACGGACGUGUAUAACAACUCUGUGGUCCACACCCCACACCUGCACUCUCUAGCCCAGCGUAGCCUGGUGUUCAGCAACGCCUUCACCUCUGUCAGCAGCUGCUCUCCCAGCCGCUCCACCAUCCUUACUGGCCUGCCGCAGCAUCAGAACGGCAUGUACGGCCUUCAUCAGGGUGUUCACCACUUCAAUUCUUUUGAAGGAGUUCAAAGUCUGCCGCUGCUCCUCAGCCAAGCCAACAUACACACAGGUAUAAUUGGGAAGAAACAUGUCGGUCCUGGAUCUGUAUACCCUUUUGAUUUUGCCUACACAGAAGAGAACAGCUCUGUACUCCAGGUGGGGAGGAACAUCACCCGCAUCAAACUACUGGUCCGCAAGUUUUUCCAGGCCCAUAAAGAGGAAGUCUUUGUACAAAGCCAAAAGAAAGAAGAGAAUAAAGACAAUGCAAAAGAUGAAGAGAGGCCAUUUUUUCUUUAUGUUGCCUUUCACGACACCCAUCGAUGUGGGCACUCGCAGCCCCAGUAUGGAGCGUUCUGUGAGAAGUUUGGGAAUGGUGAAAAGGGGAUGGGUAGAAUCCCUGACUGGACACCACAAUAUUACACACCUGAACAAGUGAAGGUUCCUCCAUUUGUGCAGGACACACCAGCAGCACGAGCUGACUUGGCCGCACAAUACACCACGGUUAGCAGGCUGGACCAAGGUAUCGGUUUGGUUCUUCAGGAGCUCAGGGACGCUGGUUAUGAGAACGACACUUUGGUCAUCUACAGCUCAGAUAAUGGCAUCCCCUUUCCGAAUGGCAGAACCAACCUGUAUCGCUCUGGGACUGCAGAGCCCAUGCUGGUUUCCUCUCCAGAACACAGGGAGAGAUGGGGAGACACCAGCCAGGCCUACGUCAGCCUGCUGGACAUCACUCCCACCAUUCUGGACUGGUUCUCUGUUCCCUACCCAUCCUAUAGCCUCCCCGGGAGCCCUGCAGACCCAGUUUACCUCACCGGUCGCUCCUUACUACCAGCUCUGGUCACUGAGCCCAGCAGCUGGCACACCGUCUACGCCAGCCAGUCGCUUCAUGAGGUAACCAUGUACUACCCAACCCGCUCUAUCCACCAGGGGGCGUACCACCUCCUCCACAACCUACACUACCGCAUGCCCUUCCCCAUCGACCAGGACCUGUAUGUGUCUCCCACCUUCCAGGACCUACUGAACCGCACCAGGCUGAGUGAGCCCACACACUGGUUCAAAAGCCUGGAGCAGUAUUACUACAGAGAGCGCUGGGAGCUAUACGACUCCAGUGUGGACCCGCUGGAAACGAGGAACCUGGUAUCAGACCCGUCCUACAGCUCAGUGCUGCAGAGCCUGAGGCAGAGUCUGCAGAAGUGGCAGUGGGAGACAGGGGACCCCUGGGUCUGUGGACCUGACUACGUCCUGGAGGACAAACUGGAGCCGCACUGCAGACCACUCUACAAUGGACUCUGAUGGUACAUUUACUCAUCUUGAUUGACAUGAUGUCCGCGUGCACGGUCACUCCCCUCUUAGGAACGAAAUGACAUUUAUUUGUAUUUCUUUUUUGUAUGUCAGCUGCUUUUAGUACUAAAAAAUAAACAGAACUUAAUUGCCUUAA